Vanrija pseudolonga is the source of this 2249-nucleotide messenger RNA. RefSeq names its product putative transcriptional regulatory protein. Lineage: Eukaryota; Fungi; Basidiomycota; Tremellomycetes; Trichosporonales; Trichosporonaceae. The record is from RefSeq and is a predicted model, not a curated record. The coding region runs from base 108 to 2249 and encodes 713 amino acids. The transcript is spliced from 5 exons. Gene Ontology annotation, biological process: DNA-templated transcription; regulation of DNA-templated transcription. Gene Ontology annotation, molecular function: DNA-binding transcription factor activity, RNA polymerase II-specific; DNA binding; zinc ion binding.
CAUCGCAUUACAGUAGCUCGCAUCGCCGACGCCGCGCGGCCGCUUAAUACAGCGCACGCACGCGCGAGGCAGCGCCAACUGCCACCUACUGUACUUCACCACACACAAUGGCGCCGGUCCCCAUCGCGCCCAAGCCGCCCAGCCCGGAGAGCAGCAGCGCGAGCUCGCGCGUGCUUGCGUCCGCGCCCGUCGUGGAGAGGAAGAAGCGCGGGAGGAAGCGGUACUCUUGUGCCGAGUGUCGCCGGCUCAAGCUGAAAUGCUCUAAAGUGUGGCCUUGCACCAUGUGCGAGCGGCGCGGCUGCGCGUCCAUCUGUCCCGAGGGCGUGCUUGAGCGCGAGCGGCCCAGACCAAAGCAGCAGGAGGAUCUGAGUAAAGAGCAGAUGGCGCACCGGAUAGCCGUGCUCGAGGCGGCGCUGUCGUCUAGCGCAUCAUCGCGUCACGCGCACGCCGCGCCCAUCCGGCCGCCGGCGUCGCCGCGCGUCUCGCCGACCAUUCGGCGCAUAUCCCCGCUGCCCAAAGCCGAGAUCAUCGCGCCCCCGGGCACGUUGAGCGGCGCGGGAGGCGAGACGCGCUACGUCGGCAGUCUGGCAGGCAGCGCGUACCUCCGCGAGCGGGACGCCGUGCUCCCGCAGCUGCCGACGCUGGCCACUUCCUUUGACGGGCGGCAGUUCGCCGCGCCCCGCCGCCUGAGCCCCGAAGCGGCCAGCAUGAUGCGCAGCGAGAGCGGCGCCGCGCGCGCCAAGGCUUUCCUUCCCUCCUGGGAGGAGGCGGGGCACAUGCUCCAGAGCUACUGGGACCACGUUAACUGGAUACACCAGACGAUCCCGAGGGCGACGCUGGAUGCGUACUUGGCCAGCGCUUAUGACCCCGACGCGGCGACGGCGCCACAUGCGCUGGCGUGUGUGUUCCUCGCCAUGGCGUUGGGGGUUCUAUUCGACAUUGCGCGCGCGCCAUUCCACCCGCGCGGCCGCGAGCUCUUCCUCAUAGCCCAGGACAUCCUCCACCGGUCCCCCUCGAAGCCCAGCGUCGCGCUAGUCCAGGCCCAAGUCCUACUGGGGACGUACAUCCUCAACGACAACGACGCAGACGGCGCAGAGCGCUACUGGACUAUCCUCGGCAGCGCUAUCAAGAGCGCGCAGAGCGUCGGCCUGCACCGCGACGGCGCGGCGUUCGGCCUCUCCCCCGCCGAGGUCGACGAGCGCCGCGUGCUCUUCUGGGAACUGAUGGAGUACGACCGUACCCAGGCGCUCAGCUUCGGCAGGCCGUGCGGCCUGAGCAACCGCCAUGCGGACACUAGGUUCCUCGAGCGCAGUGAUAGCCUGCCCGACGAGUCGGGGUAUCAUGCCGCCAAGCACCGCCUCGUGCGCAUGCUCGAGGCGGUCAUCGACGUGCAGGUCCAGCCGACGCCCGUGUCGUAUGCGACGGUUGUCGAGCUUGACGGGCAGCUACAGGAGUUCCGCCGAACCCUCCCCGAAUCACUCAUGUCCAAUGUCGCGAUCCAGGACCUGCCCCUCGACACCGACCAACACCCGCACCUCGUCCUGCAGCGCCUCGGCAUCCGCCUGCUCAUCGCCGAGACGCGGCUGCACCUGAACCGCGCGGCGUUCGUGCAGGCGCUCAAGACGAACCCGCUCGCGCCGUCCCAGAGCCCCUUCUCCGGCUCCUUCGUGGCGCUGUACGAGAGCGCGCAGGAGAUCGUGCAGGUCGUGAAACAGCUUGUACUUUACUCUCCUGCGCUCGCCGAGCGGUGGUGGUUCUUCUGGUUCCAUGUCUUCUCUGCCGCGGUGUGCCUCGCGGCCAUCGCGAUCGAGGCGCCGACGUGCGGGUUCGCGACGCCUGCUUUUUCAGGGCUGUCGAUCGUGUGUGAUCUGUCUGCUGCGGCGCGGGACGGGUGUCGCGUCAAGGAGGGCCUGGGGACGUUGUUGGGGUUGAGGCGGCGUGCGCGGGACAGGUUGGAGCACGUCCAGCGCGCGCAGAGUAUCCGCCACAGCCGUCCCGGCAGCGCGAGCAGCGACGAGAAGGCGCGCUCCGACGACGAGGUGCUUGAUCGUCUGCUGUUCCCCGCUGAACGCGCCAAGCCCUCCGUCGAGGAGAGCAAGGCGGCCAACAAUAAGGUCGACGACGCGAUUCCCGGAGGUAACCACUUGCCCCUGUGGCCCGACACCGCGUCGGUCCUCACCGCCAAGGGCUCCGACUUGCACCUGCCACCCAUCCUGGGGCAGUUUGAACCCGCCCCCCAGUGGGCAUAG